UGCCAAACCCGAGGGAUACAUUUGACUUCCACAACUGUGGGUACUGAUCCUGGUACUGGGAUUUAUUCCGUGUGUAUUCGUGCGCCUGUCGUGUCCGUGGAUGUGUGCCGAACUUGCUGUUCUACCACAGUUCGUGAGUGUUUAGUGUCACGGGACCAAUUGCCACGGCGAUUGCCCGGCAAGGACAAUUCCAACAUCCGCCUCCGGUGGCAGUGUGUGUUUUGCAGUGGUCUUGAUACGGAGCCGAACGUCACCCAACAAAGCGUGCUCUCCCUUUAGAAGGAGACGAUUCCCAGUGCGGCUGUUUUUGUAACGGAAACCGAUUAGCACCCCGUCCACCUGUCCGGUGCUGAAUCAGCGCUAGUGAGCGACAGUUCGUGUGGUGUGGCUGUGAAUUUUAUCAAACACUGCUGACGUUGUUCCAAAUUCGAUCGCUUCACUACCUUACUGGCACUGACUGACCGGUCAGCAUCGUUGCGUGAGGUUGCGCGCACUAGUGUCUGUCUGUGUUCCCCAGUACCAUCCCCAGUGACAGCACAAUUUCGCUCGACGCCCGUUCGAGGGAUACUGUGGCGCUCUGUGGGAGCUGUAAUUGAUUAGAAAGCAAUACUCGAAGGAUAGCAUAAAAUAAACCACCGAUACAGAAUGGAGCUUAUCACAAACGUGCACCAGGGCUGGCGGUACCUGAUGGACGAACUGUCGGAUCCAAGGACGCGCGAUUGGCCGCUGAUGAGUUCUCCCUUUCCCACCAUCGGUAUCAGUUUGUGCUAUGCUUAUUUCGUUAAGGUUCUUGGUCCCAAGCUGAUGGAAAACAGAAAACCCUUCGAGCUGCGGAAGGUGCUGAUCGUGUACAACUUCUUGCAGGUGCUGUUCAGUACGUGGCUGUUUUACGAGGCAUGCAUUUCCGGAUGGCUCGCCGGAUACAGUCUGCGCUGUCAGCCGGUCGAUUACUCCCGAUCACCAAUGGCCAUGAGAAUGGCAUCCGGAUGCUGGUGGUACUACUUCUCCAAGUUCACCGAGUUCUUCGAUACCAUUUUCUUCGUGAUGCGAAAACGGUACGAUCAGGUGUCGACCCUGCACGUCAUCCAUCACGGCAUCAUGCCGGCUUCGGUUUGGUGGGGAGUUAAGUUUACGCCAGGUGGACACAGUUCUUUCUUCGGUCUGUUGAAUACCUUCGUGCAUAUCAUAAUGUACACGUACUACAUGUUGGCCGCGAUGGGACCGAAGGUACAGAAGUACCUGUGGUGGAAGAAAUAUCUCACAGUUUUCCAAAUGGUCCAGUUCAUUCUGGUGAUGGGCCAUGCCUUCCAGCUGCUGUUCUGGAACGAGUGCAACUACCCGAUCGCGUUUGCCUACUUCAUCGGAGCUCACGCCGUGAUGUUCUACUUCCUGUUUUCGAACUUCUACAAACAGGCGUACACCGUGCGAAAACAGGCAAAGAAGGAAAAGGCUGAACAGAUGGCACUCACCAACGGCAACCUCGAGUCGGUGCCGAACAAGAACAUCGCGAACGGACAUACGACCACGCACAGCAACGGCAAACCGGACUUCUACCAGACCAUCGACAAAACGAUGGAGGACAGCUACUCGACCACGCGGCAUCGUGCGUUUGUCGGGUUCGGUAGUAAUUAGAUGCGCUCGACGGGAACGGUGCUAACAAACCGGUGCCCUCUUACUGUGAUCGGUUCUGAGCUCUCGCAGCGUGGGCUUGUCGCACUGGCUGUGGAUGAACGCGCAAACCAGGAGCCAUUAUCUCCCAUCGGCAUCAAGCCCACUAGGAAUCCAACACCGGGAGCUCACCGCUGAUUACUUCCUGGACGCUGCCAGUGAAACAUGCCUGUUUGAACAAAAUGAAACAGAUUUGAAAGGAAUGAAAUUGGGCUUUUUCAUCCGGCCGGUUUCGACUUUGCAAUAGCAUUAGGGACGAAUUUUAUUUGCUUUACAUUUCGGCUACUACUUAAGGGUGGACCAUUGUGUAGCAUCUGCUGUAGCGGCUUUAGAGCAAACGUCUAUAGAUGAUAAGACUCAAGCAUAGCGUUAAUUAGUGUCGUAAGUCAGUUAGAUGAUAUCAAACCGUGCGUGAUUGUGAAUCGUUCCGGUGGAUGUUCAAAGAUUUCUUGUACUGUAUUGUAAGGACACAUCGAUUGAAGCUCAUUCAUUCAUACACAUGCGAUCAAGCUCACAGGAUGAUCGAGGAUAUUCGUUGCUGUACUGCUGUUUUUGUUUUAGUCAGCUGUAAAUUAUUAAACCCUAAGCGAUUGCUAACCACAAAGGAUCGUGCCUAACUGAAUUUUGUUGCCACAUGAACGUGAAAUGAUACGCACACGGUUUCACUCUCAGCGAUGGUCUCGAUAGCCGCACGGAAUCAUUUCUUUCAUUAGUAUGUAACGAAUCGUUAAGCAGUCAGCGAUAAUUCCAGCGAGCCAGGCGAUUCGUUUUGCUCGUACAAAACUGGUAUUGGUGAAAAAUGUAUGCAAAAAAGCUAAUACUAUGCAAUCUUAAUAAUAAAAAAUAA
Molecule: messenger RNA, 2515 nt
Organism: Anopheles moucheti
Lineage: Eukaryota; Metazoa; Arthropoda; Insecta; Diptera; Culicidae
Gene: Elovl7
Product: elongation of very long chain fatty acids protein 7
Exons: 8
Coding region: 646-1632 (328 amino acids)
Biological process (GO): fatty acid elongation, monounsaturated fatty acid; sphingolipid biosynthetic process; very long-chain fatty acid biosynthetic process
Cellular component (GO): endoplasmic reticulum membrane
Molecular function (GO): fatty acid elongase activity
Source: RefSeq, a predicted model, not a curated record